GCGAAAGGAAGGGGACGGGGUCGUAAAGGGAAGGUAAGGUUUACCACACUUCCCAACUCAACUGCAAUGUCAUCGGCAUCUGCAGCGAGUGUUCCACAGGAUCCCGUGUCCAAAAUUGCUGAUCGUUUGGUCAUUCCGAUCGAACCAGCAAUCGUCGCUCGGCCGUCCAGCCCAAAACCGAACGGCUCAACUAAGAAUGAGCAGUGUAAGGGAGUAAACAUCCUUACUGUCGCAGGCGCCACCACUACAUCGACGGUUGUGGAUACUGGCGCUAGACUAGUAACUGCGUCUGCGUCUGCCGCUUCGUCUGCCGCUGCCCCUGCCGCUGCGUCUGCUGCGGUGUCUGGCGCUACGUCUGUCGCUGCGCCUGCCGCUGUCUCUGCCGCUGCUCCUGCUGCAGUGUCUGGCGCUACGUCUGCCGCUGCCCCUGCCGCUGCCCCUGCCGCUGCCCCUGCCGCUGCCCCUGCCGCUGCCCCUGCCGCUGUGUCUGGCGCUACGUCUGCCGCUGCUCCUGCCGCUGCUCCUGCUGCUGAGCGGGAUACAGAAUCGAGAGCACUGUCAGACUCUCUCGUGUUCAAAACACCGCUGGCCAUCCCUUCCAUUACCAUUCCUCUCCGUAACGUAGAUGAGCAGGUUGCGAUCAAACGCAAGCAAAAUCCGGAGACGGAUCACGAGAGUGAUGGCUCUUCUUCAUCCUCACACAGCCUAACGGGCGCGACCAAGCGCAAGCCUGGUCGUCCUCCCAAACGGCUCACUACCACACAAUAGAUGAUCUUAGAUUCGUCGCGAUGGAGCCCAACGAGGUAAAUAAUAAUGUUAAUAGUAGCUAUAAUCUAGCUACUAUUAAUAUUAAUACAAUUUCUAACUCGACGAAACUAGAAGCCCUCAAAACUUUUAUCCGAACAAUGGAUCUUGACGUCAUAUUUCUUCAAGAAGUAUGCGUUCCAGAUCUGUCUAUACGUGGAUUCAAUGUCGUCUCCAACGUUGAUGUUUCGGGGAGGGGUACGGCGAUCGCUUUACGUGAACACUUAAAAUUUUCUCAUGUCGAACGCAGUUUAGAUUCUCGUUUAAUCUGUCUUCGGCUUGAGAAUAAUACCACACUAUGCAAUGUUUACGCUCCCUCUGGGAGUCAGCGUAGAGGAGAGAGGGAGGAAUUUUUUGAGCAAACGUUGGCGUUCUACCUGCGAAAUGCAUGCCAGCAUGUCAUUCUUGCAGGCGAUUUCAACAGUGUGUUGGAGUCAAAGGACGUGACGGGGGCGAGGAAUUUCAGCCAUUCUCUCCGAAACGUAGUAAACACCAUGGGUAUGUGUGACAGUUGGGAAGCUCUCAGAGGUAACUCUGUUGAGUUUUCUUAUGUCACAAGUGGUUCUGGUUCACGUAUCGAUCGUUGUUACGUCUCGUCGUCACUAAAAGCACAGUUGAGGACGACUGGUAUGCAUGUACUGGCCUUUUCGGACCAUAAGGCCCUCACUGUCCGUCUUUGUAUUCCAGCUCAGCCGAGCCGUGUGCGCAGCAACGGUUACUGGCAGCUGAGACCACAUAUUUUAACAGAA
This is a messenger RNA of Anopheles funestus (African malaria mosquito), 1553 nucleotides long. RefSeq names its product transcriptional regulatory protein AlgP-like. The transcript has a single exon. NCBI's taxonomy places the organism in Eukaryota, Metazoa, Arthropoda, Insecta, Diptera, Culicidae. The coding region runs from base 67 to 768 and encodes 233 amino acids. The record is from RefSeq and is a predicted model, not a curated record.